Messenger RNA from Vavraia culicis subsp. floridensis, 698 nucleotides. RefSeq lists its product as uncharacterized. Gene Ontology annotation, molecular function: actin binding. Lineage: Eukaryota; Fungi; Microsporidia; Pleistophoridae. The transcript has a single exon. The coding region runs from base 144 to 674 and encodes 176 amino acids. The record is from RefSeq and is a predicted model, not a curated record. Gene Ontology annotation, biological process: actomyosin structure organization.
UGCAAACGAUCGCAGGACUCACGAGGCAUGCUCACACCCCCCACAUAUCACUGUACGUUGUUAUUGAGCCGUUGUUCAAAACGGCAUUCCUCAAAUUCUGUUAAUUACUGUCAUUUAUUUAAAUCAACCGAGACACCCCCUCAAUGUCGCAGCAAAACACGGAAUUAAAACAAUGGAUCGAAUGUAUCACCCAAGAGACAAUCCAUGAUGAUUUGGAGGAAUCGCUCAGGGACGGCAUCGUGCUGUGCAAGCUGAUGAAUAAGCUACAGCCAGGUUCGUGUGGUUACUCAGAUAAAAAGAGUGCGUUUCUGCAAAGAGAGAAUAUUUUCGCAUUUAUACAGGCAGCUAAGAGGAUCGGUGUUGAGGAUUACGAGAUUUUUGACAUUAAUGAUUUGUAUGAAGGAAGCAAUUUUAAUCAGGUUAGGAUCUGCUUGUAUGCCUUGUGCAGGUGCCUGAGAAAGGUUGGAGAGUUUAAAGGGCCAUUGAUUGGUCCAAAGAUGGCCGAGAAACAGAAAAUUGAGUUUACGCCUGCGCAGCUAAAUAAAAGCAGGACCGCUGCCAGUCCGUACGUGUCUAAUAAUGCGACCAUACCAAAGGGAACCUUUAGUUACGCUGCACGCAGACAAAUCUGUCCACAGAAUAAGGAAAAUAUAAACGAGCGUAACGAUAAUUAAAUAAAAUAGUUGAGGUAAAUGGAC